AAGUUCUGAUUCAAAAAAAUCAAAACACGCUUUUUAACACGUUUACUGCUUUGUUUUACUCCUCAGUGAUGUCUUUUCGAUUUACUUUCAUCCUUUCGUAUUUCGGGAAUAAACUCGUCAGAUCUCUGAGAUUCUGGCUGGUUAAAAUCAAUGCCUUACGUGUCUUUGGGACGGCUCUGGGAGGUUCUCUUCGAACCGUGUUCCAUGCGAUCCGAAGGUUCGCAGUGCCUCCGAAUCGGAUAAGGUCCCGAACCUGUUUCCCAACAUGGAACGCGCGAAGUCGCGCCGAGGUGGCCAAGCUUGGCGACUGUGCAAAGAAACUGCUGUUCUGUGAAGACAUGAGCGAUGUGCAGUUCGCCGUCGGACGUGAUUAUGGCGCCGUGAAGAUCUUUCCAGCUCACAAGCUCUUAAUGGGCCUCCGCAGCGCUGUAUUCCACGUAAUGUUCUAUGGAAGCUUGCCCGAUAAGUGCUCAGCUCCCAUUGACAUUCCCGACGCUCAUCCCGACGCCUUUGCGAACAUGCUAAGUUACAUCUACACCGACAUGGUGACGAAUCUCACCCACGACAACGUCUUCGACACGUUGAAGUGUGCUGACAAGUACGACUUGCCGUUGCUGGUAGCGAUGUGCACCAACGUCGUCCUGGACACGCUCAACCUCAACAACUGCCUGCAAAUUCUGGAUAAUGCGGUGCUGUAUGCAGGUCCGGCGCCGAAGAUCCUGGAGAAGUGCUUGGCUUUGAUUGAUCAAUCACCGUUGACUAUUUGGCAGUCGGAUCAGUUUUGUGAAAUCGGGCAAGAGGCUUUACAAGCCAUUCUCAAACGGGAUACGUUGACGGCCAACGAAGAUACCAUUUGUUCAGCGGUUGGCAGGUGGGCUACGAAAAUGUGCACGCUAAGGAACAUGGACGCAACAUUCGCUAAUCGGCGUGAAGCAUUGGGCCAGGCGUUUUUUCUCAUCCGGUUCCCGUUGUUGACGGAUGCACAGCUGCUGGAUGAGCCCGUGAAGAGCGGUUUAUUGCUGUUAUCGGAAGUACUGGACAUCAGCCUCUGUAAGCAGGGCACCAUUAAACCACAACUGCCGUUCUGUGCGGAACCCCGACGAAAUGUUCUCGCUGAGGGUGUCAUUAACUUUACAAUUCCGGAUGUGAGGGAGCUGCAGACGAAGCCUGCGUACAGCAGUCCAGUAACGAUCAGAAAGCUGCUGUGGAGAAUCGUGAUUGUGAAGGAAACUGUCGGGUCAUCUGCUGCUCUCGGCUUCUUCCUUUAUUGUUCUGGCUUUCCGAAAUCGACCUCCUGGACGUGCAAAGUUAAUGCGGAGCUGCGCCUGCUUCCGUGGGUAGCGGCAAUUGCACCAAUUGAACACAAGAUGUCCCAGUUGUUUGACGAGAAUUCAUGUAGCUGGGGAUGUUCCGAAUACAUUUCAAUGGAGGAUUUGCUGGAUCCAUCGAACGGUUAUGUCGAUCCUGGUGACUUCUCCUUGAAACUGCAGGUCUAUGUCAAUGCGGAUCUCCCUGUAGGGAUCGAAUGAAUCCCGGGCAUGUUUGGAUGUAUGGGAGCAAGGACACGCGCGUGACAGAAGAGUUGUGUUUUCGUUUAAAUUUGGGAUUCCUGAAAGAUUUUUCUCUUGUUGUAUCGUUACACUACCGCUUCGAUAUGCGUUGCGAAUAUUCCAUACACGUAACACCGUUCCGUUUGGUUGAGGGAACAACUUGAGCACAAAUCGUUUAGUAAAGAAACAGAAA
Paramacrobiotus metropolitanus is the source of this 1743-nucleotide messenger RNA. Its product is annotated as BTB/POZ domain-containing protein 3-like. Gene Ontology annotation, cellular component: cytosol. The transcript is spliced from 10 exons. Bases 69 to 1529 code for a protein of 486 amino acids. The record is from RefSeq and is a predicted model, not a curated record. Lineage: Eukaryota; Metazoa; Tardigrada; Eutardigrada; Parachela; Macrobiotidae. Gene Ontology annotation, biological process: neurogenesis. Gene Ontology annotation, molecular function: protein binding.